AUGUCCAUUUUCAAUGGGAAAACAAUUCUUGCCCCAAUGGUGCGUGUUGGGACCGUCGGUUUCCGAGUUUUCUGUGCAGCGCAGGGGGCUGACAUUGUGUUUUCUGAGGAGGUGGUGGCCUCCAAACUGAUUCGCUGCAAGCGGGAGGUCCGUACGUACACUGGCUGCCCCUGUUCCAUGGUUGAGUUUGUUUCGUAUGAACCAUAUAAGAAUAAGUUCAAGCGAAGCAUUGCCUUCGCUACAGUGGCGCGUGGUGGAUGCAACUCGCAAGGGGAGGGGGCGCCGGUUGUGCUGCAGUUGGGUGUGGCCGAACCGGCCAUUGGUGCGCGUGCAGCGCUGCUAUGCGUAGACGACGUGGAUGGCAUCGACGUAAACAUGGGGUGUCCCAAAAAGUUUAGUGUUGACAAUGGAAUGGGUGCGGCACUCAUGCGGGACCCUGCGCGAGCUGCGGCUAUACUUGUCGCUGUUGAUGAGGCGGUUAACAGCCCCGAGAAAGUCGUGGCCCGUCGCCGACGGGUUCCCAUUAGUUUUAAAACCCGGCUUCUUGAUACGGCUGAUGCUACGGCGCAAAUGCUACUAUCUGUGAUGGAGGGGGUAGGCCCCGAUCGUGUUCAUGCAAUAACUUUGCAUGCCCGCACGCCUGAUCAACUGCCCGAUUCACCCCCACACUAUGAGCGAGCUGCGGCAACAAUCAGCCAACUCCGUAGUCACAAGUUGUUUUCAAAGGUCUGUUUCGUUCUUAAUGGAUCUAUAUCAUCUAGGGGUGACGGCAGGCGUAAGGCUGCGCAGUUUGGUUUCGAUGCCGCCAUGAUUGCCCGCCACGCCAUGUUGGAUAUGAGUGUCUUUUCGAAGGUGUCGUCCGAACCACGGGAAGACCCCGGUGACGACCGGGAACCUUGUACGGAUUUUAUGGCCACUCCAAUGGCAUGUGCGUCAUGGAUGGAAUUGUAUCGAGGUUUGUUGCGGCACCAUGUGAUCUACCGGACACCGUAUGUGUACACGAAAUAUCACUUGACGAGAAGUGUGCCUAACAUUACGGCGUUAAAACACUUGAUGAUUGCACUUCAGCGGGAAACAAACUGCUAUGAGGAUGCAGCCAGGAUAUUUGGUCUGUCUGUGGAGGAGCAGCAGUCUAUGCAAGGUGUGUCGGAAGCAGAAUUGCUGUCGUCUCUUCCUGUGGAGGAACAGGAUCUUAAUGAAGCGAAGUUGUUGAUUGGUGAAACAACCGGCGUCGAUGGGGACAGCCAUGUGGAGGGGAUUCAUCGGCUUUCUAAAAAGCACAAGGGAGAGGCGGAGAUGGGUCGGUAA
Molecule: messenger RNA, 1308 nt
Organism: Trypanosoma brucei brucei TREU927
Lineage: Eukaryota; Euglenozoa; Kinetoplastea; Trypanosomatida; Trypanosomatidae
Product: tRNA-dihydrouridine synthase 2, putative
Exons: 1
Coding region: 1-1308 (435 amino acids)
Biological process (GO): tRNA dihydrouridine synthesis
Cellular component (GO): cytoplasm
Molecular function (GO): flavin adenine dinucleotide binding; tRNA dihydrouridine synthase activity
Source: RefSeq, a predicted model, not a curated record